ACAGAUGAUUGUCUACAAUGAGUGACCAUAAGGACAGUCACCUCCAGUACCACACUUUAACACCCGAUGGGGACGACCAGCACGACUACCCCCUCACACCUCCCCCUUAUUCGCCAUUUCCGGACCAUAAUUCUUAUAUGCCAAACCCAUGCAACUCGUCUACUAUUCCUCCCAACCCUCCCAUCCCUCCCAACGUAUCCAUCGCUGGUCAGCACGUAUACCAACAGCCGAUGCCUGUCUUCCCUCCGAUCACUGCCAACGCAGAUGUCUUUCAAUCCAAUUACGGGACAAUCGUUCAGACGGUUCCGCAGACUAUCAUAUUCAUCGGCUCGUGUCCGGCCUGUCGGGUUGGAGUACUGGAGGAAGACUUCACAUUUUUGGGCCUAUUGUUGGCGAUCCUGUGUUUUCCAAUCGGAAUCCUCUGCUGUUUUGCCUUAAGACAGAGACGUUGUCCUAAUUGUGGCACAACUUUUGAGUAAAUCUCUAUUUUUAC
Oppiella nova is the source of this 493-nucleotide messenger RNA. NCBI's taxonomy places the organism in Eukaryota, Metazoa, Arthropoda, Arachnida, Sarcoptiformes, Oppiidae. The record is from the annotation of a GenBank genome assembly.